AACAAAAGACAUAGAACAAGAGAAAGCACGCGUAUUUCUCUUCGUCUUCACUUCACUGCCACUCAUCUUCACAUCUUCGUCCUCCCUAAUCGCCGGCGCCGUCCACGUCCACCUUCCCCGACCCCAUAGCCACCAUCGUCGUCCUCCAUAACAAUAGUCAACAAAAGAAAAAAUCCAGAUAGUAUACCCGCUUCUCCUCCCACUCUAGUGUGUGUAACUGCCGGCGACGCUUUCUCGCUCCUUCGCUUGUCUCACCGGUGACGGCGAAACUUUCUCCCUCUCUGAAACGCUCCGGCGACUGCACAGCGGCAACUAUAUUAGAAUCAGAAGAACCUGUAUCUCGCUUUGACAUUGAAGUUCUAUUCGUCAAAGCAAUAAAUACUUUCUGUUGCAGUUGUAUUUCUCCGGGUCUUCUUAGCUCUCUGUAACAGGGUUUAGGCUCAAUGUUCUAUCUCAGUAAGAUUGAGCAUAAGUUGACCUUGCCUCCUUAUCUUCUCGCCCUUCCCAUUCGAGAAGCCAUACUCUCGGAGCUUGAAAGGCUUUUCUUGGAUAAGGUUAUUGCAAAAUUGGGCCUUUGCAUAUCUGUUUAUGAUAUCAUAUCCAUUAAAGGAGGGUCUGUCUUCCCCGGUGAUGGUGCUCCAACCUACCUGGCGGUAUUUAAUUUGAUUAUGUUUCGUCCAUUUACGGGGGAGAUUAUUACUGCAAAACUACUUAGAUCUGAUGCUGAUGGCUUACGCUUAUCCCUUGGAUUCUUUGAUGACAUUUAUAUUCCUAAACAUCACAUGCCCGACCCAAGCCACUAUGUAUCAACAACUAGUACCAGUAAAACAGGCACAUGGUAUUGGGAUUACGGCGAAGAAUCAUUUGCUAUUGGUGAUUCUGAAGAGAUCAAAUUCGCAGUUCAAAGUGUGAGUUACCCACCUAUUCCAGUUGAGCAACCAAAAGACUCAAAGCCAUUUGCCCCAAUGGUGGUUAAUGGAUCAUUAAAUCAGGAUGGUCUGGGCCCUAUUUCUUGGUGGUAAUGAAUUCCUUCCCAGGUUUAUUCAUUUUCAAGAUUACAAUUAGAAGAGAUCAGUCCUUUGGAUCGAAGAAAAUUGGUCGUUAUUUAAUGGUUUGCUCAUGUCCCUGUGGACAACCAUGGAAUGCGAUUCGAUGAAUUUCAUUUUUCCGUUGCUUUGUAGAGUAUUUAGUUUAAUUGGAUUUUAAUUUUAAUGGGAACUCAUACAUGCUGGAUAGCUACUACCAUGUUGCAAGAAAGAUAGUUGGUACCCAUACUUAUGUUUUUCUUUCGAAGGAACACAUACUUUUAUUAUUUCGUGGAUGUAAUUAAUUACGUGUCAUACUUUAUUAGUUACUAGUACCAUUGACAAAAA
This is a messenger RNA of Trifolium pratense (red clover), 1373 nucleotides long. Its product is annotated as DNA-directed RNA polymerase III subunit RPC8-like. Gene Ontology annotation, cellular component: RNA polymerase III complex. The record is from RefSeq and is a predicted model, not a curated record. Lineage: Eukaryota; Viridiplantae; Streptophyta; Magnoliopsida; Fabales; Fabaceae. Gene Ontology annotation, biological process: transcription initiation at RNA polymerase III promoter; DNA-templated transcription. The transcript has 9 exons. The coding region runs from base 444 to 1022 and encodes 192 amino acids.